AUGGGUAGCUUAUUCGAUACUUUGGGAUCCAAGGGCCUGGUUUCUGCCUGCUUGGUUAGCGAAUCACAGACCGCGUUCUCUGUAUGCAGCGCCCCCAAGCCUGUGACUGAAGCUACUGUGUGUAGCCCAUCUGUCUCUCGGUCAAAGCAUCACAACAGAAAGAGGCCCACGCGCGCCUUGUUGGAGCACGUCGAACUUGCCGCAGGCAGGGGCGCCCGAACAAGGGCAAGGACCAGAGCAGAAGCAUCUCGUUCCUUCCCAAGCCGCCAACGGCCCCGUCCUUAUUCAAAUUCCAAAGACGAGUUUCUCCGUUAAUUGAUGCACAGAAAGCUUUCUUGGGAAGGGAUUGAGAAGGAAUUCGGUCAGAGAUUUGCUGGCAGGGAUCGGAAAUCACUCUAAGGGCGCUGUUCGAGAAAUCUGAAGUUUGAAGCC
Molecule: messenger RNA, 432 nt
Organism: Aspergillus calidoustus
Lineage: Eukaryota; Fungi; Ascomycota; Eurotiomycetes; Eurotiales; Aspergillaceae
Source: the annotation of a GenBank genome assembly